Molecule: messenger RNA, 2384 nt
Organism: Paramecium sonneborni
Lineage: Eukaryota; Ciliophora; Oligohymenophorea; Peniculida; Parameciidae
Source: the annotation of a GenBank genome assembly
AUGGAUCAAUUUAUAGGAUAACUGAGUGAUAAAUAAAGAGGAAUAGAUUUAGCAGAGGCUGUGUAAAAUAAGUAAAAUAGAAAAUCUCUAUAAUAGCAAAGAUAUGACUUAAUUUAUUUAGGUAAUGAAGAAAAUAAUGAGAGAUAAACAUCCUCCUAAAGAAUGUUUAUAUGGUUUGAAAAUAGUGAAGGAUUGUGUAGAAAAGUUUAAUAAUGAUUUUAAAAUGAAAGUUAAAGUUGAAUUGAUAGAACUUAUAUAUGAAGUAGCUGUAUUUAGGAUUAAGGAUAUAGAUGAUUGUAGAGGGAUUACAUAUUUCAAUAAUCCAGAACAUGAAAAAACAAUUGAAUAAUAUGGAGCUAGUUAUAUAAGGUUAGCUUUAGAUUGUAUAAGGGUGUGGGCACUUUGGUUUCCUGAUUUCAAAGUUUAUGGAUAGAGGUUAGAAAAAGAAUAAGGAUAUUUACCAAAAAUAAAUUAUUUUAAAUAAGAAUUAAUUGAUAAACACAUUCCUAAAUAGAUUUCUACACCUCAUGAAGAUUCUGGUCUUAUUUAAAAUAAAAUCAGAUAGUUGAAUUAAUAAUUAAUUAAUUACUUGUAAUCUCACACUGAAAUAAAUACAUUCCUUUAAGAUGAAUUAGAAAAAAUAAACAUUUAGAUCGAAGAUUUAGUUCUUUAAGAAGUUUAAGAUUAAUUUAUAGAUGAUUUUGUUUUAACAUAUCCUGAAUUUUAAAAUGGAAGAAUAUCUUAUUAAGAAUUUAGAAUUUAAUUUUUACCAAAUUUAUAAAUAAAAAAUAACCCAAUAAAUUGUUUAGAGGAAUCAAAUGUAUCUUAAACAAAUCAUUAAACUUCUAAAAUUAUGAAUCCUUAAAUUUAAUAAAAUUAAUAACUUUUACAUGAUUAGUAAAUAUUCAAAAAUGAAGAUUAAAAGGAAUAUCAAAAUUUGAUGCUUAAAUUUGAUAAAUGUGUUUCAAUUAUUUAAUAAAAUGAAAAAACAAUUCAAUAAUUAUAAAAUGAACUUUAGGAAUAAAAAGUAUAGACAGAAAAUCUAAGAAAUAAAAACUAAAACGACUGUUAAAAUUAUGAAAUCUUAUUAAAAGAACUUUAAUUAAAAAUUGAUCAAUAUAAGAAUCUUUAAUAAUAAUAAUACUAAUAAAAUUAAUAAAAUUAAACAAUUUAAAAUUUACAAUAAGAGUUAGAGAAUGUAAAAAUAGAAAAAAACUUUCUAAUAGAGUAACAAAAAAUGUAUUAAUAAAAGGGUAAUUCUACUUUCAGUGAAAAUGAAUAUAUGAAUUUAAAGAAGAAAUUUGAUAAUUUAGACAGCAAAUAUUUUCUAUUAAAACAAGAGAAUUAUAAAUUAAAGUAAGCAUUAUAAGAAUUUGGAAAUUAAUCAGCAAAUUAAAGUAGAAUAAGUGAGAGUUUUGCUAAAGAAAUGAAUUAAAAAGACGAAAAUUUAAAUAUAGCAUUUUAUAAUUUUAAGGAAUCAGAUUUAUGGUUAGCAAUAAAUAAUAAUAAUUAAAAUGAAAAUAUGACAAAUUCUAGACUAAAAGAUGUUUCUGAAUUAAUUUAUCCUCAUAAGACAGCAGCUGAAUAUUAUAGGUAGAAUGGAAAAAAAUAAUUUAAAGGAAAUCUUAUAAAUAGAUGUGGAUUUUAAUUAUAAUUGAAUUAAAUAAAUCUGUUUAAUUAUAAAAAAGCAAGCUUAAAUCAAUUAGCAACAUUAUACUAAUAAAAUAAAAUUGAAAUUAAAUCUAGAUAAUAGUUAAUAUAUGGAUAAAAUAAUUAAGAAUUCGUAUCUACAACUAUCAGUAUAAAAAAUAAGGAAUUGAGAUCAAUAUAGCUUCAGAUUAUAAACAGUAAUAAAAAUGUAUGGGUUAACAAGGACACAAAAAGUACUUUGUUAUAGCCAUAAUAAACAAUUUUAUAUGAGUUUAUACGUGAGGCUAAUGUUAAACUUCAUGAAUAGACAUUGAUUAAGGUUUCUGUGAGGUAUUGUUAAUUAUUAUAUUAGUUUUGAGAAUUUUAUAAUUUACCUUCCAAAUUUUUUAAAAAAUUGCUUAAAAUUUUAUUAAAUUGAGGUUAAUUCUUUUAAAGCAAUGAAAAAGUAGUUUUAGGGUAAAAUAUUUGCAACUCCAUUAUUACCAAUCUGUUGUAAAGUUGAAUUAAAAUAAUUAAGUGAGUAAGGAUAAUUAUUGAAUAAACGAGAGUAAGAGAAUGAAGAUUUAAUAACUGAAAGUAAAUAUGGAUUUAAAGUUGUAUUAUCAAAUCAAUUGGAAUUUUAUUUGGAAUUAAUUAUAACUCCUUGUGAUGAAUUUCUAUUCAGAGGAUUUACUAGUUUUGAUGAAGAGACAUUAGAAUUCGUUUUAAAUAGUUUAUCAAAUUUAUACAGUUGA